UAUUAAAAGCUCAGUCCAUCUCCAGCAUCCUCAGGGGCUCUCCUGCAAGGCCAUGAAGAUGAACUGCCUCUGCCUCUCUGCAGCCCUUCUCUUCCUCCUGGUUAUCCUGGUAGAUGGUACUCCGGUGUAUGAACACCAUUCCUUGGACCAAGGUCUGGAGACAAGCCUUACAAGGGGACCUGAGAAGCUUGUAGUAUCAUCUGUGAUUAAAGAAAUCAUCGACGAUGUGAUUAUAGGUACCAAAAUUAUCUGCAAGGCAUGCAAGAUGAUAAGAAAAGUGGCCGAAACAUUCAAAAAAUGCCUUGAAGGUGAGGAGUUGAUUUCCUUAAGGCACCUUGAGAACCAUACACUACAGGAGUUCCCAACACAUAUAUUGGAAGAGGAGAAUAAAGCAGAUUCUCAGCCUGCCUUCUGCCUGGAGCCUAAGUUAGCUGGUUCCUGCAAGAACAAGACAGCCAGGUACUUCUACAAUGCCAAGACCGGGUGCUGCGAGCCAUUUGUUUAUGGUGGCUGCGAAGGGAACAAAAACAACUUCAACACGAUAGACAACUGCUUAAAGUCCUGCUGUCCUGACUGCAUGAAGACCUGCUGCACACUGGAAGAGUCCCAGGGGGGACAUGUGAAGAGUGGUCCCUGAAACUCUGAAAUCCAAGGAAGACCCCUGCAGGGCUGGGCUGUGGCUGCUUCUGAAACAGUUCCGUCUCCUCGCAGUCCUUCUCUCCCCUACCCUCCUCAGCAGAACCUGCCUAUUUCCUUUCCUCUCUUGGUCAACAUGUCUAAUUCUGUCUCACCCAGCUGGCUCUCAGCACCUUGAGAGCAUGUCUCCCCUGUACCCCUAGCACUUCACAUAGUUCCUGACACCAGUGAGACAGUUUGUAAUUAUUUGAGGAAAGAAGGAAGGAAUGUAGGAGCACAUUCCUCAUGACCAGGUUAAGUACAAGGCUGCAGUGUAACACAGGAUUUUUGUUUUUACCUCCAUCCUCACGGUAUCCUCACCUUCAACCCGUCCCCACAAUCACUGCUCUCCUUCUGGGUGGCCAAGAGGAAUUUCCAGCAUUCAGUUCUCAUUGUCAGUAAUGAGAGAAGGGUUUGGGAUAAAGAAGCUUCUUGACCCCACAAUGAUGCUGUGAUUUUCCUUUCUGUAGCUUCAAACACUGUGGUUUAUAUUUAAAUAAAUACAUAUUAAAAAUUAAA
This is a messenger RNA of Bubalus bubalis (water buffalo), 1194 nucleotides long. Its product is annotated as trophoblast Kunitz domain protein 1. Gene Ontology annotation, molecular function: serine-type endopeptidase inhibitor activity. Lineage: Eukaryota; Metazoa; Chordata; Mammalia; Artiodactyla; Bovidae. The record is from RefSeq and is a predicted model, not a curated record. Bases 53 to 637 code for a protein of 194 amino acids. The transcript has 6 exons.